Messenger RNA from Dioscorea cayenensis subsp. rotundata (Guinea yam), 1080 nucleotides. RefSeq lists its product as uncharacterized. The record is from RefSeq and is a predicted model, not a curated record. NCBI's taxonomy places the organism in Eukaryota, Viridiplantae, Streptophyta, Magnoliopsida, Dioscoreales, Dioscoreaceae. The coding region runs from base 1 to 1080 and encodes 359 amino acids. The transcript has 3 exons.
AUGGAUAGUUGGGCAAUAGAUGAGCUUGCGAGGCCCCUCGCUGUAGCUUUUGCAACAGUUGUUGUCAUUGUUGCCGUUUUAGUUGAAGAGUUGCACUUACCUAGGACAUCAAGGUGUCCCAUUCCUUCAUUGUUCAGGGACCUAACUAGAAAGAGGCAUAUGAACCGUAUAUUACGAGGUGGGCGAGACUAUUGUGUUAGUUACCUUAGGAUGGACGUAGGCCCUUUCAUGCACUUGGCUUCUGUUAUGCAUGACACACACCUCCUUGUCGAUACGAGACAUGUCUCAGUUGAGGAACAACUUGAAAUAUUCUUACACAUUGUCGGUCACAACACCAAGAAUAGGACCAUGCGAAUAGAGUUUCUUCGCUCCGGUGAAACAAUUAGCAUGUACUUUAAUAAUUUCCUACGCGCAGUGUGCGCAUUGCGCAAUGAUUAUGUUCAACCCCCUAAUGGCACUUGUCACCCCGAGAUUGAAACCAACCCUAAUUGGGAUCGGAAAGGCCUAACCCAAAAUGUACUUGCCAUUGUGAAUCUUGAUCUUAGAUUCACAUAUGUGCUAGCCGGAUGGGAAGGAUCCGCGAACGAUUUCACUGUCCUUAGGGAUGCACUAUCGCAACCACAGCCCAAGGGGAAGUACUACUUUGUAGAUGCGGGAUAUACAACUAUGAAUGGUUUUAUAGCCCCAUAUCGAGGGGUUAGAUACCAUCUCAAAGAACACAAUGGACGGGUGCAAGUAAAUCACAAGGAAUUAUUCAAUCUUAGGCACUCUAUGUUAAGGUCGAGAGUUGAGCGAGCAUUUGCUAUUCUCAAGAAUCGAUUCAAAAUCCUUACAUCUCAUCCCUUUUUCCCGUACAAGACCCAAGUCCUCUUAGUCAUUACAUGUUGCAUCAUCCACAACUAUAUCGCGGGAAUCGAUCCAAAUGACCAGAUUUUACAUGAUAGAAACAUGCAAGAAGAGCAUCUUGUUCUAUCGCAAUCUCGCUCACAACGAGAGCAACGCGAGGAAAACAGGCAAUGGGUGGAACUUAGGGAUACCAUUGCCAUUGAGAUGUGGCGUCAAUAUAGUUCUCCUACUUGA